Molecule: messenger RNA, 1668 nt
Organism: Recurvomyces mirabilis
Lineage: Eukaryota; Fungi; Ascomycota; Dothideomycetes; Mycosphaerellales; Teratosphaeriaceae
Exons: 1
Coding region: 1-1668 (555 amino acids)
Source: RefSeq, a predicted model, not a curated record
AUGACCUCCGUCAGCGUGAACGCUACUACGACUCAAGUCUUAAGCACUUCCUCGCCGAUCUCUGUCGGGCCGACUAACAGCUACAAUGUCACAUCUUCUGGUUCGAUCACUUCGUCUGCAACCUCAAGCCCUAUCAGCUCUUCGACAACAUCGUCCGGUGUCUCUGUAGGCCCAACCAACAGCUCUAACACUACCGCGACCAUCUCUUCGUCGACCCAGUCGAGCUACAGCACAUACACAACACUCUGCACCGAGACCACGAACCGAACCACAUACACCACUACGCACACACACUCUGAGCCGAUCAGUACUUCUGCAUCGAUAUCGACUACGGAUUCAUCGAGCAGCAGCAGCGUUGGUUCUGCUACUCUGAUCACCUCAAGCUCUGCUUCCACGUCUCCGACCAGCAGCUCGCCAGGUAGCACUGUUAUUGUCACUGCUGUAACGACCACAUUCAUCACUACUUGCCCAUACGGCACCAUCGUGACGAGCGGAAGCGUGACGAGCACGAGCGUGGGUACAACCGUGUCCACCACGACAUCAACCUACUUGACGACUGUCACGAUCCCAGCCACAUUCAGCAAUGCCUCCAUCAGCAGCGUUGUCUCUCCAUCCUCUGCCGCUAAUGUUUCGUCAUCUGCGAGCAAGCCAAGCAGCAACUGGGGAGUCACAUAUACGGUGCCCGUCUCCGUGACGACCGCAACGCUCGUCCAGUCCAGCCUCCCGGCUUUCUUCAGCAGCUUGGGCGCAGCGAAGCAGUCCUCGCUCAGCGUCAGCGCUGCCACAUCUACUCCCGCUCAAGGAACUUUCACCAACACCAUCUACACUACUCUUACAACCACAAUUACGAGCUGUCCAGGCGGCUGUGAGCACCCGACCGGUGCUCCAGUCACACAGACUUUGACGACUGUGAUGUAUCUGACUACUGCCGUCCUGCCAACUCCUACCAGUUCUGCUGGGGGUGCGCAGUCUUCCGCUGCCGGCAAUGGUCCUGCACCGUAUGGUGGUCAAUCCGGCGCGCCUGCCUCCAGUGCCUCUACACAAGGUGCCGUCGGUCAGAGCUCUGCCGCUCCUGCAUCAUAUGGAGGUGCAUCGACUUCCUCCAGUCCUGCUGCCGGUGUCCUAGCUUCGUCCAGCCCAGCUGGCGGCGUGUCGACUUCCUCGAGCUCUGCCGCUGGUGUUUCGGCAUCCAGCGCAGCAGCCUCGUCGGUAGCAGCCACUCAGUACUCUUCUCCGGCCGCACCGGCUCAGUACUCUUCUCCAGCUGCCCCAGCUCAGUACUCUUCUGCAACCGCAUCAGCCGUCUCCGCGCCCGCUAGCUCGCCAAUAGGCGCCGUCCCGGCUUAUUCCGGCGCAGAAAAUGCUGCAACUCUGACAGCCAGCUCGACCUCAAUACUCUACGAGACAAUUGUCGUACGACCAACCCACUCAAGCAUGACCGGCGCACAGCCCACCGGUGCUCAACUACCACCAUACCCAGUUGGACCCGUAGGCAGCAGCAAUGGUACCGCAAAGGCGACUGCGUCCGCACCAUCUGCUGCCAGUUCAGGCAUACCCCAGCGCUCUAGUUACCCGACAGUGACACCUUACACUGGUGGAGCUGCAUCAAACGCGGUCAGCAUGUUCGCCUUGGUCGCGGCGAUCGUUGUCGCUGUCAUGGCAUUGUAG